This is a messenger RNA of Aspergillus wentii DTO 134E9, 2309 nucleotides long. RefSeq names its product Zn(II)2Cys6 transcription factor. The transcript is spliced from 5 exons. Gene Ontology annotation, biological process: positive regulation of transcription by RNA polymerase II. Gene Ontology annotation, molecular function: zinc ion binding; transcription cis-regulatory region binding; DNA-binding transcription factor activity, RNA polymerase II-specific. The coding region runs from base 254 to 1897 and encodes 547 amino acids. Lineage: Eukaryota; Fungi; Ascomycota; Eurotiomycetes; Eurotiales; Aspergillaceae. The record is from RefSeq and is a predicted model, not a curated record. Gene Ontology annotation, cellular component: nucleus.
UCCAACCGGUCGACUGCUUCGACAAAGGAAAUUUCUCGAUCAGGGCCAAACCAGCAGUUUCAUGAUUUUCUCUAGGAUGUUUUGGGAGUAUCAGACUACCUGCUAGCUGCGGUUUGAGUGUCUUGUUGACGUUGUUUAGCUGUCGUGACGCACCUCGGCUUAGACUAAUCACUAUCGCCCUUUCGCCUAUCUUAUCUCCCAUUAUGUCACAGGAUUGAGUACAUAUAAUGUGAUAGUAUAAUAUGUUAUCAACAUGAGUCAAAUCAUCGACUUCUCAGACACCUCUUCCGCUCAAACAAGAAAAAGAUGCAAGAAAGAGGGCUCGAGGUGGACUCGAUCAGGUUGCUUGACUUGCAAAAAGCGUCGAAAGAGAUGCGAUGAAACUAAGCCUAGCUGUCGCAAUUGCGACAGGCUAGGGCGAACCUGUGAAGGGUAUAGCUCAAUGUGGGCAGAACCCCUAAACCCAUCUGCGCAAGUCUUCAAACACAGUCCAGCACCGAAGCGACGGAGGAUAAGUCCAUCGCCAUCAUCGCCUGCUUACUCGGGAGGAUUUUCAGAGUCGUUGCCCUCUCCCAGCUUCACUCUAUCCACCUGUCUUUCCACUCCCUCUCCAGUUCCGUCCGAGUAUGACGGUGCUAUUGAGAUAUACUCCCCAAGCAAUACAAACCGCCAAUAUGAUGAACAUGAUGAAUCUACGAAAACUACGCACCUGGAUUACCUAUCCGUUAUCCCCAAACCCGCCAAACAUAUCAGUCACCUGUCCAAUAUCGAAACACAUUACCUCCAGUAUCACAUGGAGCAAGGCUCCAAGUUGCUAGCCAACCUGGAGAGCGACGAGAAUCCUUUACGAGCAUUGUUAAUCCCCAGGGCCCUGUCAUCGCCGCUGCUCAUGAAGGCCGUUUGUGCUGUCUCUGCAAUACACUUGGCAAAUCGCUCUUACAACAGCAUGGAUGCCCAGACAACAGCAGCCGACUACUAUAUUCGAACCAUCAAAGGGCUUCGGACAUCAAUGGCAGGGUGUUCCGCUGGUGUCUUCCCCGACGAAGCUAUUCUAACAGUUGCUCUUCUCUGCAAAUACGAAAUCGUGCGCGGAAGUGUGAAGCAGUGGGCAGUGCACCUAAAUGCUUUACAAAAACUGGUAACCGCUCGCGGAGGACUUGCCUCGCUGGAUCGAGACACGGCAGAGUUUCUAUGGGGGCUUUGUAUGUAUGCGCACAAUGUGGCCAAGAUCACUAACCGCGGACAAAUCAAUGGCACCAUAUCCAGUUCCGACACCGUCAGCAUCACGAAACUGGAUACCUAUGUCGGAUAUACCGAGGAAAUUAUCAAGAUCUGCGCGAAAAUCGCAGAUUUACCUUUCCUAGGCAGUGACUCCCUUUCCGUGGGAUUGGAAGUUAAUAUGAUAGACGAGGCCCUUCGAAACUGGACACAUACAACAACUCAGUACAUCCUACCCAAGGGAAUCACACAGGCAUGCCUUCUUCGCCUCCGCAUGGUGGCGGAUUGCUUCCGCGACGCCGCGUACAUUUAUCUCCAUUCCACCCUGGAAAAGAUGAAUCAAGACUGCAGCCAGAAACUACCCUCGACAUGGUCGAGGUUUGUUUCGCUGUCCAAGACUGAGGCCCUGCAGCGUUGCUUGGCGCGGGUUGAAUCGUUUCCACUAGACGCUCACUGUGAAUACUCUGCUCUGACAUUCCCGCUCUUCAUAGCAGGCUGUGAAAGUGAGACUUCUGCGGAGAGAGAUCUGGUCAUUCGGUCACUGAGUAGUCUGGAGAGAAAUUUUGGCAUUGGGAAUGUCAAACGAGCUAAGGAGCUAUUGACUGUUUUGUGGAAGGGGAGUGGGAUGCACUGGCUAGAUGUGCUAGAGCAAUUGCAAUGGGAUUUGAUACUGGCAUGAUGAUUCACAUGGCAGUUGGACUAGACUUUCAUUCUCUGGAUAAACUUGAAGAUACUGUAACAUAAACAUGUUUAACGAUGAUGCAUUAAUAAUUUUUAAGUAAAAAUAUCAUUCAAAGCCUGGUUGGCUGAUGUCGAGGGAAACAAAGAACAAAUGCAAACUCCAAUUAUAUUCUGUACUCCACGCUUGUGCUUUGGUAUAUCAACUCAAACCCAUAUUAACCUCGUCACCCAGUCCCAUCUCACGUUCUGCCCUCUCGGUUCCGCCCGUGGCUCGAGUACCCCAUCGGUCGAGACGAUCCUGCGCUUGAUGAAUCUCUUUAUUUCGAACGCUUACGCUGUCACUAUUCGUCCCGCUGCCAUGCAGACUUCCUUCUCGACCUGCACUGCUGCUGUGACUGGCGGCGCCGGGG